Messenger RNA from Lepisosteus oculatus (spotted gar), 4900 nucleotides. RefSeq names its product heart development protein with EGF-like domains 1 (gene heg1). Lineage: Eukaryota; Metazoa; Chordata; Actinopteri; Semionotiformes; Lepisosteidae. The record is from RefSeq and is a predicted model, not a curated record. Gene Ontology annotation, molecular function: calcium ion binding.
CAUAGGAUAUCCCGACCUCAGAUGAAAAGGGCUGGUAGCUGCUAUCACUAAUGUCUGUAGGAGGAGUCAGCGUGUUCGGAUGUAAUUUGUGCUUCUGUUUCAGUCACAGCGGUCACUCUGAAAUGAGGUACCGUUACUUGUUACAAUGGAGUCAGAGGAUUGGAGCUGGCCUCUUUAACUGAGGAACGGUCGAAAUGGGACGUGAUUUUAAUGUUUGUCCCCCGCAAUCCGAAGAAUUAUUUAUUUGGGUUUAAACCUCCGCAACUGCCCUGCUCUUCAGCAUCAUGGCAACGUGCACUUGGAUCAACGCAGCCACUCUCCUGGUGAUGGUGCUGAGCGUUUUUAAAUGUCUCUGUGCUGGGUCGUAUACCGCGAGAACCGAUCCGGACUGGAUUACAACCGGGGAAUCCACCGAUUUUACUACCAAUGCCACUGGUUUCCGAGAAUCCACGGUUUUGCCUUCGGACGUGGGGAGCCACACCACCGCUUCACCCAGCCGCUUCGAGUCCGCAUCUCCCGAGAAGACGGAUUCCUUCUCCGGCUCUCCAGAAGAGCGGCAGACGCUGGCUGGAGCCAGCACUGCCACUGAACACAGUCCUCAAACUGAUGUCCACACAGGAACGCAUCUGGAGGAAUGGAAGUCCCCUUCUCAGACAGACAGCACUUACAUCUCUUCCAGGACUUUGUUGUCUUUAUCCACAAAUAGCACCUCUCCUUACGCUGAGGGAACACAAUUCUCAGAUCAUUCCCAAAUGAACACGGGGAGAAGCGAACCUUGGAACAGCACCGAGGGGGACCUGACAACAUCUGAGCUGACGUCCACUGGGCCUGAGCACAGGCAGAGCACCAAGGGAUCAAGACACCUCACCACCCAUGUCUCCAGCGGUGAAAACCCCAGCACCGGCCCUCCUAAUGUAACUCAUCCGUCUUUACCCACAACAUCAGACAGUACCCCCAAUGCUACUCCACCUCUCAAUUCUUCCUGGAGUAUCACGGAAGAUCCAGAAACGAGCAGCUCUGCUGUCAUGUCUCAGAGUUCUCCCUCCUCCUCCAAAACUGGGUUCUCUUCUUCCUCUUCCUCUUCAUCCGUGCCACCAUCGUUGUCUUCCAAUUACAGCGUGCCAUUUACAAACAGCUCAUGGGCAGAUGGGGGUGGCUCAGUGACGUCCAUUACCCAUAGUCUUACUGACACUGACACUUCAACUGGGCCUCCGCUCCCCAGGACAGAUAACAAUACAGAUGGAAACCAGUCGCUCCCACCAGAGGAUGUUACACAUGCAAGCAUAACCACAGGCCCACCAUCACGAACAGAAUCGGAGACCACAGCGAAAGACCCCUCCACUGAAAUUGGUUCGUCUGAAUCCUUAGUCACCAACGGCUCUGUUACAGAGUUGUUCACUUCGAAAAUGGAAAAGGUGGAGAAAACUACUGUAGAGAACCCUCCUACAACACAGAAGAGCAUCACCGAAAGGACACCUUUGACUGAACAAGACACCCAGGUGAUCACGACUUCGCCCCCGGUAACAACCCGUUUCUAUGCGCCAGGCACAACAGAGGAGACUCGGACGAUUCAGACGGAACACAGUACCUCCUGGGCCACAACUUCCCAGCCCCUGAGCACAGACUCCACCUCUCAGCAUCUCUCACCAGCAGGAACUGAAGGAACGCACACUCAGGUCUCUUUGAGGACUAGCGUUCGUCCUACAAAUGUGUCAACCUUGGUAUUAGAAACAAGUACUGCUACACCGGGCAAAACACCAGGAAAAACUGAACAAACGACAGGUUUUUACAGGAGUACUAUGGUGAGCAGUACUGUUACAUCCACAUCUGCAACUGAGAAACUCACUGAGAAAGCAACCACAAUCACCCAGCUUACAAGUACAACAGCUCCAGCGACUACAACACUUCCACCAGUGAACAAAUGCCAGCCAAAUCCUUGUGCAAAUGGUGGGAAAUGUAGUCCUGGAAAAUCUCACUGUAUUUGUCCGUCGUCCUGGAGAGGGGAUAACUGCACCGAAGAUGUGGAUGAGUGUGUGUCCAGCCCCUGUCCCUCUGGCUCCACGUGUGUCAACACUAAAGGCUCCUUCACCUGUGAGUGUCCCCUGGGCUACAGCUUGGAAAAAGGAAGGACAUGUAAUCGCGCAAAGACUUUUCUGGGUACCUUCACGGUGAAAAAUGUGCACCUAGCGAACACAACGGACAGACGCUUUGAUGAGCAUGAAAUGCAACGAGAAAUAAUCCAAAUGCUCAAUGCAUCACUUUCACUCUUAGGGGGUUAUUCUAAGUCAACAGUCACUGUUUCAAGUGAGGCCGACGGGAUCCGUUGUUCUGCUGUGAACAUAUUCUCAGUGACUGCUAAUGUCACCAGUGUGGAUGUGCUUAGGAAUAUAAAUGAAUACCUGAAGAGCUGCACUCCAGCUACAACAGGGUGUUGCGUUGUUCAUCGGUGCAGCCUGUCCUACAGAGCUGACAGUUUGUGUGCCAAAAAUAAUUCCCGCUGUGACACGGAGAGGUCCACAUGCGGUGACAGCAGUGGGAUUGAAGUCUGUGAGUGCCUGCCAGGAUACUUCAAAUACAGCGCUGAAGAUCUAUCAUGCAGAGCCUGUAAUGAUGGGUAUAAACUGGAAAAUGGCACCUGUGUCAGCUGUCCUUUUGGAUUUGGAGGAUUCAAUUGUGGAAACUUUUACAAACUUAUUGCUCUGGUCGUGUUCCCUGCUGGAGGUGGCUUGCUGUUAAUUCUGUUAAUUGUUCUAAUAAUUACCUGUUGCAGGAAGGACAAAAAUGACAUCAGUAAACUAAUCUUCAAGAGCGGAGAGUUUCAAAUGUCUCCUUACGCAGAGUAUCCAAAGAGUAACAGAAUCUCCGUGGAGUGGGGGAGAGAGACGAUAGAAAUGCAGGAGAACGGAAGCACCAAAAACCUUCUUCAGAUGACUGACAUAUAUUAUUCUCCCGCUCUAAGAAACCAUGAGCUGGAGAGAAACGGACUGUACCCUUACUCUGGAUUGCCCGGCACUCGCCACUCCUGCAUCUACCCCGGACAGUAUAACCCCUCGUUCAUCAGCGACGACACUCGCAGGAGGGACUAUUUCUGACGGCGCACACGCCUGCGGGGGGCGCCACCGGUCCCUGACCGGGCCGGCGCCCGGUCGCCCCGGGGGAGGGUACGGCCCCGCUGGGGCUGGUCGGCUCCGCGCCUCGGCGACACACCGCGAAGAAAGAGCCGAGGAAGCGGCAGCGCGGAUGUCGCCUAUAAAGACUGAUUUCGUUCAUUCAAGCACGCAAUCGCUUUAUGUGCUUUUUAACUGUCGGAGGGAAACCCCUCCUCAAAACGACAGCAUGGUGCCGUCUCCCUUGUAAUAUUACAACGUGGCUAACUUAUCUCGAAUUCGGUCACGGAUUCCUCAUCAUGUGCCUCUGUCACACAUACUGUAUGGACACAUUUAUUUUACAGUGUAAAUUGUCUGUUUUUUUUUUUUCAUUGAAGGUAUUUAUGUGCAUUAUCAACGUUUAAUAUAAAUGUCCUUUUCAGCGUAAAACAGAUAUAUUUUAAAAAUGUAUUUCUCUCUGAUGAUCAGAGGCGUUCUUUUUUUACCACACUGUAGAACCACUAAUACUGUACAUUACGUUUGUAAUUUUUUCCGCCUCAGGCCUGUGAUCUAGUAGUGCCCACGUCGAUGAACUUUUCCACCUCCGAACUACUCUUGGCCUGUUUUAAGGUUACUGCAAAACAAAACUUUAUGAGGCUCCAGUUCUUCAGAUAUUACAAACCGUUAAUGGUGAAAAAUGAUCUGAUUUACAUUACACAUAAAGGGGUGGGUCUCUAAAGGGUCUGGACUUUUAGACUUUGAGCCCAAGACAUAUUUGAAUAUAAUAUCUAUGAUCUAUGAUAAGCCAUAAAUCGCCCCAUUGAGAAAUUUCUGUUGAAGUUCUGUUCAACCCCCUAUUGAGGUUGAACAAAAUGGACUCGUGGCAAUGUUUGAAAUUCUCACUAAGGGGUAAACCUGGUUCUGUGUGGAAAAUCACAAUCCACCUAUUGGUCACCCUUAAACCAUUGAUUUAAGGCUGUUUAAGAAGGAGAACGUUAGAAAAGCCAUACUGUAUGUGCCAUAUCGGUUACCUGCUUUUUAUUCCAAAUUUUAGAAAUUCAUUAUUAUAGAGUGAUCCAUAAACCCUACUGGGUUGUGUCUCUACAGAUUUGAUCACCCCUAUUCUAGUUAAUUUUGGAAGAGGUUAAAUCUUACAGUACUUUGUGCCAAAGAACAAUUUUCUGUGAUCGAUAUUGAUUGCAUGCUACAAGGUCGUUAAAUACCUUUGGCAGUCAUCAUGUAUGUUAAAAGGGCAAUACAUGUUCAGGAAGAUUUUGAAUCAGACCACAAAGGCAUCUGCAGUAAUGAAAGUACAGGAGUCGUAAAAGAUUGACGAUUUCCUCUUUGCUUCAGCGGUUGAUUUCGAUAAUCAAAUAGCUGUGACCUGCUAGAACCUGCAUUACUCCACACAAACCUUUUGCUAAGGGCAGAUAUUUGGAAACAGUGUGAAACUAGCCUUGGAUCUUUUACUUCAUUAGUCCCCUGACUGAAUAAUUGGCCGACAAUAGUUCCAUCUCUUUCCUUUCAUUUUCAGUUAAAUUACGUCCCUCCCUUCACUUAGACAUGGGUCAGGCUCUGUCUUCCAUUUUGUGAAAAGCCACUGUCUUAUUUGUGUAGGUGUUUUUACUCUCCAUAUCACAUAUCACACUAAAGAAAAUGUUUAUUUAAGAUAUACUAUGUUAGUCAAAUGUUUUUAUUUGACAAAUCUAACUUUUUUGCUGUUGUUUAUUUUGAUAAGUUAUCUCCCAAUUAAUUCUGGCGUUCUAGUCAGAAAUGCAUAGUAAAAUAAAAUAAAUGCAAAGGGUUAAAUAAAA